GCCAAAACCGCGAUCACAUUCUCCGUCUGACUCAGAAGAACCCGGCGAAGGACAAUAUAUUGGCAUCAUCGUAGGUCUUCAGGCUUCUGGAAAAGAACAGACAAAAGAGCGAUCCCCUUUAGGCGUGUUAUCUUAUUCAUCUAACUGUCAUCCAUGAGAUUCUUCAGGCUUACCUUCAAGUGCUUCGUCGACUGCUUCUGAAUCCUCACAACGUCCCACUGCGGCGAUUUGUAAAAUUCCAUCUCUUGUCGAGUAUUUUAAUUAAACCUGUUAAAACAACAACUACGAUUUUGUACCAGCAGACGAAGUCCCAAAUCGACCAAAUAAAGAGAGUAAAGAUCUGGAGAACUGCAGCUAUUUGGGGGCAUUAGCUGGCCACGUUAAUUUGAUCUAACACCGGCGCCUGGCUUCAGCAUAGGACUAGCUCAUACAGACCUGACUAUCGGUCAACACACAAAAUCUGUGCUGCUUUUCAAACAGUAUGUCCCCAGAAGUGGAAGAUAACACCAAAGAUGACAUCGGCCUCACCCAGUUGGAGGUUGGCAUACCACCUGAAGACGAGCCCGAAGACGGGUCGGCUCGGGCCCUCGUGCCCGUUCCUGGUGGAGGGACUGCUGGGGGUGCAGAGGAGGGUGGGGGGGUGCUCCCACCCCAGAGCCAGGAUGGCACAACGGUGGUGGUGGCGGCAGGACCCGGCACGGUAGCCGGCUCGGCGCUGCCAGAGGUGGAGAGAGAGACGUGGACUCGUCAGAUGGACUUCAUCAUGUCCUGCGUGGGCUUCGCCGUGGGCCUGGGCAACGUGUGGCGUUUCCCCUACCUCUGCUACAAGAACGGAGGAGGUGUGUUCCUCAUUCCCUACAUGCUGACAGUAUUCAUCGGGGGCAUCCCUGUGUUCUUCCUGGAGAUCGCUCUGGGCCAGUUCAUGAAGCAGGGGGGUGUCUCUGCCUGGAACAUAGCACCCCUCUUCAAAGGUCUGGGCCUGGCGUCCAUGGUGAUCGUGUUCUUCUGCAACACCUACUACAUCAUGAUCCUGGUGUGGGCCCUGUACUUCCUCCUGCACUCCUUCAGCAGCCCCCUGCCCUGGGCCACCUGCGGCCACCCCUGGAACACGCCCAACUGCACGCAGGACUUCCGCCGGGCCUGCUAUGGCCGCAUGGGCAUCGGCACCGGCGACCAAUCGACGGCCUUCAACGGCACGCCCUCCCCCUCCUCCUCCUCCGGCCUCCUCCUCCCGUCUGCGGCCCCCGUGCCGUUCAACCUGUCCGCCGCCCAGCUCCUCUUCAACGGCACCUGCAGCGACGUGGAGGGCAUGCGCUCACCGGUCAUCGAGUUCUGGGAGCGCAAGGUGCUUCGUCUGUCCAGUGGGCUGGAUGAGCCUGGGGACAUCAGCUUCCACAUGGUCUUGUGUCUCAUUGCCACCUGGGUCAUUGUUUACUUCUGCAUAUGGAAGGGAGUCAAGUCCACCGGCAAGGUGGUCUAUUUUACAGCACUUUUCCCCUACGUGGUUUUGGUGGUCCUGUUGGCCCAUGGAAUCACUCUACCAGGGGCCUGGGACGGUAUCGUCUUCUACUUGAAGCCCGACUGGUCCAAACUGUUAGAAGCACAAGUAUGGAUCGACGCAGGCACUCAGAUUUUCUUCUCAUACGCCAUCGGACUGGGUGCUCUGACCGCGCUCGGCAGCUACAAUCGCUUCCACAACAACUGUUACCAGGAUGCAUUUGUGCUGGCUUUCAUCAACAGCGGGACCAGUUUCUUUGCUGGCUUUGUGGUGUUUUCCGUACUGGGCUUCAUGGCUGCAGAACAAGGAGUGGACAUCAGCAAGGUUGCAGAGAGCGGUCCGGGUUUGGCCUUCAUCGCUUAUCCUAAGGCUGUCACCUUGAUGCCCAUGGCUCCAGUCUGGGCAGCGCUUUUCUUCUUCAUGCUGCUCGUGCUGGGACUGGACAGCCAGUUCGUCGGGGUGGAGGGCUUGAUAACAGGCAUCAUAGACAUGCUGCCCCCCAAGUCGGCGCUGGGCUCUGUGCGACGAGAGGUGGUGGUGGCCGUCUGUUGCUUCACCUGCUUCCUCAUCGACAUGUCCAUGGUCACGGAGGGAGGUAUGUAUGUGUUCCAGCUGUUUGACUACUACUCGGCCAGUGGCAUCACCCUCCUGUGGCAGGCCUUCUGGGAGUGUGUGGUGGUGGCCUGGGUGUACGGUGCCGACCGCUUCAUGGACGACGUGGCCCGAAUGAUCGGCUAUCGCCCCCUGCCCUACAUGAAGUGGUGCUGGUCUUACAUCACCCCUCUCGUCUGUGUGGCAGUGUUCCUGUUCCACGUGGUGAACUACAAGCGUCUGACCUACAACACGGCGUACACGUACCCCUGGUGGGGCGAGGCGCUGGGCUGGUGCCUGGCGCUGUCCUCCAUGCUCUGCAUCCCCGUCACCGUCGCCUACAAGCUGCUGCGCUGCAAAGGAUCCUUCCGGGAGCGGUGGCAGCACCUGACCACCCCGGUGUGGGGCCGACACCACAUGGAGUACCUGGCCCCCGAGUCCGAGGCAAAACUGCUGCCCCCUGCAGGCGCCAAGAGCUCGCUGCACUUCGAAAGUGUCAUCUAAACAUCAGCCUCCAACCCAAACAAGCAUCAUGCCCCCAGCCCCCCCACCCCCAGUAUAGUCCCUCUCACAACGCAGAAACCCACAGAGGUCCAUCGGGCGCCAGGAGCAAUCCAAUCAAUCAUCCCCGCCCCACCCCCCCCCCCCCCCUUCCACAGUCCCACAAUGAAGGAAGAAGAAAAGAAAAAAUAAGUAUUGGACCAAAGACCAGAUGGCAGAAGAACUGUCCUCCACAGCCAGACUGUGCGCCAGACGGACAGACAGACAGACAGACAGACAGAGAGAAUCCAACAGGUGUAAUGUCCCUCCUCACGCUCUGCUCUCUCCAGUCACUCUACCUCGCUGCUCUUCAUUCCGCCCGCUCUUUGCACCCCCCGCCUUCUAGUGCCGUCUCGUCCCCGUCUCGUCCUGUGAGUGUUUGACGUGUCGUCGUCCGAUUAUUGCCGCUGCGAUGUGAGCACCCCGCCUCUCGCCUUACAUCCGUUGCCCCCUAGCUCGCCGCCGCCGCCGCCAAAACGACAACAUCAUCCAUCCCGACCCGACAGAGGCCCGCCUGGUGCUGGAUGCAUGUGGAAGAUAAAAGACAAAUUAAACCAUGUAGUCAAACUAAUCCCAUGAAAGACCUAAGUGUUUAACAUUAAAAGUGUGUGUGUGUGUGUGUGUGUGUGUGUGUGUGUGUGUGUGUGUGUGUGUGUGUGUGUGUGUGUGUGUGUGUGUGUGUGUGUGUGUGUGUGUGUGUGUGUGUGUGUGUGUGUGUGUGUGUGUGUGUGUGUGUGUGUGAGGCGUGUAAGGGCUGCAUCUGCAGUGUUUACGUGUGCACCAGUGUUGUACCUUGUGCUUACAACGUGCGUCCGACUGCGUACGUGUUGAUUAAAAGUGGCACGUCUCCUCCUACUGUCCAGUCAAACUGGACUCUGACUCAUCUUUCGUUUUUUUUUUUACCCGUGGCAUUCUUAUCAUUGUAGCUGUACAAAAAAACGAACUCCACUUCUAAAAAAAAAUAUUGAAAAUAUACUCAAGUGUCCCUUUGUAUUGUAGGAGGAUAUGAAUCAUCAGUGUUUAACAAGUCUGUGGGGCGCGGGGGCUGGAGGGGUCUUUCCACAUUGAGAUGAUACAACAUGUCAGGUUGGACUGAGGACAGCAGAGCUAUGACUGUGGCCCAGAAUGAUCCUAUUCCGAGGAAGAAGCAAUAAAUGAUGCGACAUGAUGAGAUGGAAA
Molecule: messenger RNA, 3808 nt
Organism: Gadus macrocephalus (Pacific cod)
Lineage: Eukaryota; Metazoa; Chordata; Actinopteri; Gadiformes; Gadidae
Product: sodium- and chloride-dependent creatine transporter 1
Exons: 14
Coding region: 482-2593 (703 amino acids)
Biological process (GO): sodium ion transmembrane transport
Cellular component (GO): membrane
Source: RefSeq, a predicted model, not a curated record